UAGUAUCGUAAUUCGUUGCGAAUUUUCUCAAUAGCAUGGAUUGAAAGAAACUGCUAUUUAAAUAGUAUGCCUUAUUCAAGAUUCUCUCGAUCUCGACGACAACCAAAGUGGAUAACUAAACAAAUUUUAGAAGAUUUUCCCACAAAGCGACCAGCGCAUCCAGCAAAAAUAGUGAAGCACAUAUCAGGGCCUCUAGCAGAUGGGAGCUUUGUGAAAGAAAUCAGUGAUUUUGAAGUGUACAUCAAAGCUGUAUUUAGUUCUGAGUCCUUGAAUGAAAUAAGAAGGGAAGAUGAUUCUCAGUUGGACUGGAGUAAAGCUUUGAUUAUUGUCAAUCAGUACACAGUGGAAUUUAAAUGCCAUGAAGAACUGGUAUUUUGUGAAUUCUACAUCAAAAUAGAGAAGUUCCAAAUAUGGGAUGUGCAAGAGGGUUUUGAUCUGAAGGAGGAUGUCAAAUUUUGUAUGGACAACACUGCUGUUCAGGAAAAAGCAAAGUUCAAGUGGGAGGAAAUGAGGACCUGUCAUUCUGAGAGCUUUUCACUUACCCAGUUUCUGGAGGCCAUGAUGCAGAAGGACUUGGAUUUGUCACUCAGUCCGAUUGAUGGAGGAGAUGAUUCUCAAAAUACAACCCAAGACGAAUCUCAGAGUUUCACAGUCACUAACUGUGCCACCACAGAAAAUCCAUUGGAUGUUCUCAAAGCUGCCAUCAGUGUGGGUGAAUUCAGGAUCAGUGACUCCCAGCGGAGGGAACUGGAGGAUCUGAGAGAAUGGGAUGAAGAUUACAUACCUACUCAGUCUCAGAAUGAAUCUCCACCAGUGGACAGUGGUCAGCCUCACAGUGUGGACAGUCCUGAUGAUAUCCAACCAGGUCAACCCAAUCAGGAUCGAGUACAGAUCAUCAUAAAGUCAGAAAGAAAGAAAUCAAAGGAAAAUAGGUUGAUUGACAAGAGAGUUGUCAGACUGACCGAGGCAGAGCAGCAGCUUGUUCCUGGUGCAGAAAAUGAACCUUGUUGUAAACCAAACACUGAAUCAAUGACAAGUUCUAAUGGUGCUGAGAAUACCAAGGAGACACGGCAAUCUGAAUAUAAAGACUCUCAAAAAGAGUGUGUCAAUCAGAACAAUACCAGUUUUGGAGGUACUCAAGAGUUUGUCCCACACUUGAUUGGGGAUGACAUGCUAUCUACUGCUCCAUUUUCACCACAGCUGAGUUCUGACAUUUCAGAAGGUCAGAUAAGUCUUGCCAAUAAUUCUGCCGUUAAUUCUGGUGACAAUUUGCUAAUUCAGGAUACAUCCCCUAUUCUUAUCUCAAGUUCUGGUGAGGUUAAUAAUAGUACUGGUGAAACCCCUAAAAACAGUGGAAAUGAAAGUAGAAAGAGUUCUUCUGAUGAACCACAGUUUCAUUUGUGUCGUCCCAAUUUAAGUGUCAGUCCUGAAAACUCUUCAGAAAAUGGCAGAGAAAGCCCCAGGCUGAACCGGCUGACUCUGUCAGCGAAGAAAACAUUUCAGAACUGUUUUGAAAUUAUGGUAGAGAGUGAAAGAUUAAAACAUUUAGCAACGAGUUCUGCAGGUGAUGAAAAACAGCAACAAUCAAGAAGCAGAAAACGUUUACUUGAGGAGUCAAGCGAGGAGAAAUCUUUAGACAAGAAACAAAGAACAGAAACCAGUGAAAUCCCAACAACUGAAGGAAGUAGCAGUAAAAAGUCAACUAAUGUGAGCAGGGGAGGUUUGGUAUCUAAUGUGAUGGGUAAAUUACGGAGUUUUAUAGGUGAAAGGACAGACCUGACCUCAGAGAAUAGGGCAAGUUUGGAGAAUAGAAAUUUUGUUGAUUUAGAAGAAAACGAUCAAAAUUUGUUAAGUUCAACCCCUGAUGAACCAGAUGAAGAGUCACAGUCCAUAAUUCAGUCAUGUAAAGGACUUUCAAAAGGAAGCAAUGAUAAAAGAAGACUUGAUACUUUUAAGAAAUCUAGACCCUUAAGUGAAGUAAUCAGUAGGAAUGAUUUUGCCAGUGGUGAAACUAAGCAGGACAGAUGUCCGAGUGGACAGGAAGAUGUACCCAUCUUAAUUGAUACCAGUAGCACGGAAGAAGCUAACAGUCAAGGGGCAUGCUGUGUGGCUUCACAAAUGGAUUCUGAGAACCAGGCCAUUGCACACGCAGCAUUGAUAGAACAAGAUCAAGAAAUCUCAUCCUCCAUUGAAUCUCAGGUUCCCUCUGUGGUACCAGUUCAUGUUAUACUACCAAAGCAGACUGAACCAGAUGAUGAAAUUGGACAAAAAUUGUUUAACAUGAAACUACCACCCAACCUCAAGACUAAAUUACUGAAUUAUUGGAAAACGUGAACUUUUUAGGCAUUCUAUCAGCAUAUUGAAUCUGCUUGGAAAUUUGCAAGGACCAUGUUAAUCACAAAGAUAACAUUCUUCUUUUUAACUUUUGCCUUUUACCAUCAGCAUCAUUCACAAGUGUAUACAUGUACAUAAAAAUACUGUAUUCGAUAUUGGUUGUGUUCUUUCAGUUAAUGUUUAUUAAAAAUAAAUUUGAAUAAAGUU
Molecule: messenger RNA, 2541 nt
Organism: Ostrea edulis (European flat oyster)
Lineage: Eukaryota; Metazoa; Mollusca; Bivalvia; Ostreida; Ostreidae
Exons: 13
Coding region: 67-2334 (755 amino acids)
Biological process (GO): telomere maintenance via telomerase
Cellular component (GO): chromosome, telomeric region; telomerase holoenzyme complex
Molecular function (GO): telomeric repeat DNA binding
Source: RefSeq, a predicted model, not a curated record